This is a messenger RNA of Coregonus clupeaformis (lake whitefish), 7350 nucleotides long. Its product is annotated as neurofascin. The transcript is spliced from 32 exons. Bases 349 to 4446 code for a protein of 1365 amino acids. Gene Ontology annotation, biological process: cell-cell adhesion; brain development. NCBI's taxonomy places the organism in Eukaryota, Metazoa, Chordata, Actinopteri, Salmoniformes, Salmonidae. Gene Ontology annotation, molecular function: cell-cell adhesion mediator activity. The record is from RefSeq and is a predicted model, not a curated record.
CUGAUAGCGAGAGAGGAGGAACAGGGAGAGAGAGAGAGAGUGAGUGAAAAAGAAAGAGAGCGAGGAGGAGAAUCCAUGAGAGACCUGUACCGCAUUACACGAAAUAACGAGCACAGGCACACACUUUCACACACACAGCACAUGCUACUGCAGAGCUGACACACACCGCGGAGAGAAGAGAUUGAACAGCGAAAUCUCUGCGGUCACGUUACAGGCAACACAGGUCUGAGUAGUUGCUGUUUUAAUCAGUGAGGACACAGAGGAUAUCGUUGACACAUUUACGUCAGAGACGUAUCAGGACCCAACCAGGAGUCGUGACGGGAGAGGAACGCCAAUCAGAGGAGAGAGAUGUUGGUGCAGGGCGGGCCUUGGGCCCUGUCUGUCAUGUCAUUGCUCCUGCUGCUGUGGCAAGAAGUGCCUGCUAUCGAGGUUCCUCUUGAUCCAAAGAUCCAGCAGGACUUGAAGCAGCCUCCCACCAUAGGGAAACAGUCGUUGAAGGACUACAUUGUUGAUCCCAGAGAUAACAUCAUCAUUGAAUGUGAGGCCAAGGGGAACCCCGUGCCAACGUUCUCAUGGCGACGGAACGGGAAGUUCUUCAACGUGGGGAAGGAUCCACGGGUGACGAUGCGGAAGCGCUCGGGAACUCUGGAGAUUGGCUUCCGGAGCGGAGGGAGGCCAGAGGACUAUGAGGGAGAAUACCAGUGUUUCGCUUCUAACGACUUUGGAACGGCGCUGACCAGCAAGAUCCUACUGCGAGUGUCGAAGUCCCCUCUGUGGCCUAAGGAGGUGUUGGAGCCAGUGGUAGUGGGUGAGGGUUCUUCCCUAGUCUUGGCCUGUAACCCUCCUCCAGGCCUGCCCCCUCCACACACCUUCUGGAUGAACAGCGCCAUGAUGUCUAUAACCCAGGACAGGCGUGUGUCCAUGGGUCUGAAUGGAGAUCUGUAUUUCUCUAACGUUCUGGCUAAAGACUCACACACAGACUACAGCUGCAACGCCCGCUUCCUCUUCACACAUACCAUCCAGCAGAAGAACCCCUUCACACUCAAAGUGCAGACCAAGGAGCCGUAUAACGACACUUCCUCUGUCAACUCCACUGACCCAUAUGGCGGUCGUAAGGUAGCAGAGACCACCCCUACCUUCCUCUCCCCCACGGGGACUGACAGCUCAAGGAUGAUGGUGCUGAGAGGACAAAAGCUACAGCUGGAGUGUAUCGCUGCCGGAGUUCCCACCCCCAUUAUAAAGUGGUUUAAGAAGGGAGGAGACCUGAACCAGAAGGUGAAGCUAGACAACUACAAUAAGACUCUGCGUAUUGACAGUGUGUCAGAGGAGGAUGCAGGGGAGUACAUGUGCAUGGCCAACAAUCAGAUAGGAAGCAUCCGACACUCCAUCUACGUCCAGGUUAAAGCGGCUCCCUAUUGGCUGGACAAGCCGUCCAAUCUGGUGUUAGCGCCGGAUGAGAACGGUCGUCUGGUGUGUCGGGCCAAUGGGAACCCCAAACCACUCAUCCAGUGGCUGGUCAACGGAGAGCCUAUGGAGAGCGAUAGCUCCCUGCCCAACCCCAGCAGAUCGGUGGUAGGUGACACCAUCAUCUUCCGCUCGGUUCAGAUAGGCAGCAGCGCUGUGUACCAAUGUAACGCCUCCAAUCACCAUGGUUACCUGCUGGCCAACGCAUUCGUCAGCAUACUGGACAUGGCUCCCAGGAUGCUUGGUCCUAAGAACCAGCUGAUAAAGGUGAUAGAGAACAACAGAACCUUCCUGGACUGUCCCUUCUUUGGCUCGCCAUUUCCUGAGCUACGUUGGUUUAAGAAUGGUCAGGGCAGUGGUCUGGACGGUGGUCAAUACCGGGUCUACAUCAAUGGGAGCCUAGAGAUCAAGCGUGCGCGGGCUGAGGACCAGGGGACAUACACCUGUGUGGCCAGCAACAUCCUGGGCAAGGAGGAGAACCAGGUCCGCCUCGAGGUCAAAGAGCCAACCCGUAUCGUCAGGGCUCCAGAGCACCAGUCGGCAAUCAGAGGCACCAUGGCUCGUUUUGACUGCCGGGUCAAAUCAGACCUCACCCUGCCCAUCACUGUUACCUGGCUGAAGGAUGACAAGCCCCUCUCUCUGGGAUGGAGGUUGAAGAAGGAUGAGGAUUCCCUGUCCAUCCCUAAUGUCCACGAGCAGGAUGAGGGAACAUACACCUGUACUGUUAAAACAGAGAUCGACCAAGACACUGCCUCAGCACGCCUUACUGUGUUAGAGGAUGCCUCCCUGUAUCCCUCACAGUCUAGUGCCUUGCCUGCAGACCGUCCUGACUCUCCCAUUGACCUGGAGGUGUCUGACCCUGCAGCGCGCAGCGUACGACUGACCUGGAUACCUGGAGAUGACCACAACAGCCCCGUCACACAGUUCCUGGUUCAGUUUGAGGAGGACCGCUGGGAGCCUGGCCAGUGGCAGAACCUGUCUAGUUACCCCGGAGAUCUCAACUCUGUCAUCCUGCAGCUCUCUCCCUUCGUCAACUACCAGUUCAGAGUCAUCGCUGUCAACUCUGUGGGCAAGAGCCGCCCCAGCAGCCCCUCGCAAAGAUACCAGACCAGCGGAGCCUCUCCUGAUGCUAUCCCUAGUGGCCUGAAAGGCUGGGGCACCAAGAACACAAACAUGGAGAUCAGCUGGGAGCCCUUGUUGGACACAGAGCGAAACGGCCCUAACCUGCACUACUUGGUAGGGUGGAGGCGGAAGGAUACGGGGGAGGAAUGGAGUAAUGUGACUACGGUGGGGGCGAAGCACAUUGUCCAUGACACAGAGACCUACGUUCCCUAUGAGAUCAAACUGCAGGCCAGGAAUGACUUUGGACCAGGACCUGAGUCUAACAUCAUCAUAGGAUAUUCUGGGGAGGACAAGCCUACAGCCCCUCCCACGGACCUGCGUGUGUCUAAGAUUGACAGCACCAAGGUCAACGUCCACUGGACCCCGGUAGACCCCAGCACUGUACUGGGAGAGUUCAAGGAGUACAGGCUGUACUACUGGCGUGAGGGCAGCAUGGUGAAGGAUCUGCAUGUGAAUAAAGAGAAGAAGACUAAAGGGUUCUACAGUACCGUGGCCCAGCCUACAGGCGUACUGUCAGACCUACAGCCAUACAGUCACUACCGCAUGUUUAUGGUGGUCGCCAACAGUCGUUAUGAGGGGCCGCAUAGCAACCAUGUGGAGUUCCAUACCAAGGAAGGAGUGCCAGACCUUCCUCAGUUCUUUAAAAUCGUCCAGAGGAGUCCAGACUCUAUCCACCUGGAGUGGGACAAACCCCUGGAGCCUAACGGCAUUCUGAUUGGAUACACACUCAACUAUCAAGCAGUGAACGGGUCACGUGUGGGCCGUAUGCAGAUGGAGAGUUUCCUCCCUAACGUGACAGCCUACAGACUCCGCUUGCCAGACCGAGCUAUCCGCUACAAGUUCUACCUGGCAGCCCUCACACAGGUGGGAGCAGGGGAGGUCUACGCUGAGGAGUCUCCUCACUUCACCAACGAAGUCGAGCCUACAGACGUCUCCGUGUCUACAACUGUCCCUCCUCCUCCUCCUCCUCCUCCCACUACUACCGCUGCUACUACAACCAGUAGUACUACUACUACUACUACUACUAUUACUACUACUACUAUUACAACUCCUAGCACUACUACUACUACUACCACAGCUGCUACUGCUGCGACUACUACUACCACUCCUGUGUUGGUUACCGUCACCAAGCAAGCAGAUAAGAAUGUGUUGGUAGGCAUGGCUCCUGGGAGGGUGAUCUGGAACCUGACGGUGGAGCCUAACAGUAACUACGCUAACGUCAGCUGGAACCACAACUUCCCGGCCAGCAGCAGCGAGUUCCAGCUAGAGUUCACACUGGACAGCAACGGCAGUGUGUCAAGCGUACCGGUGAACCAGCCGCCCAUUAAGCUGGCGGGGCUGAUCGAAGGGGCCAAGUACCGCCUGAGGGUGUACUCCAAUGAAUACCACAGCAUCUCCAGCAAUGUUGUCACCUUUGAGACCAGCGCAGCCUACAUUAAAGACCAGGUGGACAUUGCUACCCAAGGCUGGUUCAUCGGGCUGAUGUGUGCCAUCGCUCUCAUCAUCCUCAUCCUUCUCAUUGUCUGCUUCAUCAAGAGGAGUCGCGGAGGCAAAUAUCCAGUACGAGACAAAAAAGAUCUCCCUCUGGAGGGAGUGGAUCAGAAGGGAGAGGACGGAUCAUUUGACUACCACAGCGACGAGGACAACAAGCCUCUGCAGGGCAGCCAGAACUCUCUGGACGGCGGUGUGAAGGAGAGUGACGACAGCCUGGUGGACUAUGGCGAGGGAGGGGAUGGCCAGUUCAACGAGGACGGCUCCUUCAUUGGCCAGUACACCGUCAAAAAGGACAAGGACGAGACGGAAGGCAACGAGAGUUCCGAGGCAACCUCACCCGUCAACGCCAUCUACUCGCUGGCAUAGCUCCCCAGCCCGGCCUGGGGAUCUGAGGAACUCAUCCUAGCGGUUGGAGGGUGAUAUUACCACUACUACUACUACCACACACACAUACACAAACACACACACUUAUGAAUAUAUGAAUAUAUAAAAACACGUAUACACAUGUAAACACACACAGCGCCUACCUGGAGACUGCUUGGCCUCUUAAAACGGAGGGAGAAACCAUUCCUCUGAGAAUUAAGGGGGGGUGAAUGGAAGGGAGUUGAAGUUACAGUGAGCCAAGCCUUGACGUUCGGCUCUAGAAAUGGCUUGCCGAGGCGAAGUUUGGGAUUCUUGAACAGUACCAGUUUCUCUAUGCUCCUCCUCCUGCCCCUCACACAGACUUUAGUGUGCCUAAAGGGCUGGCCUCAGUUAUAGAGGACUAGAGGAAACGCUGAGGUUUUCAACCAUUUUGUGUGGCUCUAGAGCUUUCUUUUGUUUUCAACAUACUCAGCUUUCCCCCCAAACCUCUCUUUUUCUCUCCACACACAUCCUCACGCCCACCUGUGUCUUUACCGAGCGUCCCUAGGGAAGGAGACACAGACACUCGUCCUGUGAACAUAUCAGCUACGGACCACCAACAUAGCAGGAUGUCGGCAGAUAUGUUUAUCACAUUGAUAUUUCCAGAGAGAGAGAGAGAGUUAUUUGUUCAUAACUGAUACAGCAGAUUAGUCAUUUUAAUAUAUGAAUGCUGUAAACAGUGCUAGCUCACCUUCUAGUGUGCUGCAAAACUAUGCACUACCACCACCUCAUGUUUUUGGGUAAAGUCUGGUUAUUAAUUCAAUUGUUGUUGUUUUUUUCACAGGUUUAAAGAAGAAUAACUUGCUUAAUGAAAUGCUAUCGUUCCCUUGCCUUCCCGCUGUGGUAAAUGUACCUAUGUUUCACCUCCAAACUCAAGUCGUGUGGAGAUAUUCAAAAUGGCCACAGCUAUAGCAAUGCCAUUCCUGCCUCAAGCUUUUUUAUAGUACAAGCCACUACUAUGUCAGUUAUAAAUGACAUUAAAAAUAUAUUUUCAAGCAUGAUAGUACUUUAGUGCAAGAGACCAAGGACAAGUAGCUUGGAGAGGAUGUUUGCUCUGCUUGUUAAACAACUGACAAACUCUCUGUCUACCUGUUUGUAUAUCUCUAUGGCGACUGGCACGCCGAGGAGGUGACUCACUUCCUGUUUACUUCAUGGUUAGCAUGGCUGUGAUCCUUAGGCUAGGCUUGAUCUGCACCCCUUUUGUCUGCUUCUUUUAUAACUAUCAUUAGAGGUAGGCUGAAUCUGCAGAGGCAGGACUUCCUUCUCAACCCUUCAGAACUUAUUUGGAAUCAUAAUUGACUGUUGAACAACUCAAAAUAAAACUAAAGACUGCUACAAAACAUAUUUUAUGUCUUUGAAUAUAGGAUACAGACAACUCUGUGAAGGUAUUGAACAUCCCUGCAGAUUCUGCCUGGCCCUAGUCAUCAUUGACAUGUAGCCAUUAUGUCAAGGAAGUGUGAAGAAGUUGGGGUGCACCAAUACAGUGGUGGACCACCAUUUUACCACUGAUACAGUGGUGGACCGCCAUUUUACCAUUUGAUCUUUUCAAUAGUAGAACUCACUCAUGAGUCUACCUUGAUGUUUCACCUCUCAAAGUGGUAGAAAGCUCAGUACCCACAUGUACAACGUAUUACAACGGCACUACUAAAGUAUUUCAUGUUAAAUCAAAUAGAUCUUAGCUAAUCAAUGGCAAUUAGCUAACAGACAUCACAUUGUAUUUCAGGUGUUUAUUUCAUAUUUUAGUUUAUUACAUUAUGUUUAUAGAAUUAAUUAAUAUAUUAGUAAUUCACUUAUUAAUUAUUGAAUACACUUUUUUGACCAACUGACUUGAUGGUCUCACAUCAGAACCAGGAAGAAGAAAAUUCACUGUAUGACAUCUUUUGUGGCGAAGGGUAUUUCUGCUGUAAACUAACAACAUUGACUGUCACCAUUAAAGAGGUUGUGUUGAUCUAUUCAUGGUGCUGCUCUUCAUGUUGAGUAUUCAUGUUAUAUUAAUGUUAGUAUUCCAUGUUCGUAUUAUCAUUUAUUUAAUAUAACUUUCACAUAAUACAGAAAUGUAACAUUGCAUUUGACAUACUGUAGCUAUAAGUAGGUCCUGAAUUUUUAUUUAUUUGUAAAUAUCUAUCAGAAAAACAGCUUUAUGAGUAAAAGAAAGAAUUACAAAUCUGUAUCCACCAAGCAAAUGUACCUGGUGCAUCCCAAGAAUGAUGACAUGUGUAUCUUAUGAUUGGGACUCAAAAUGACUUAACCGAUAUUGUCCUGAAGAACUUGCUUUGAAAUGUUAAUAUAUGGCCUGUGUCUCUCUGUCGGUAACUUUUCUGAUCAUCACUAAUUCAAAAGAAACAGUUGAGAAUAAACACUAUGUUGUGGAACAGGUAUACAGUAGACCUAGUCAGCCUCUUUAUGGUGUAAAUAAAAGUGCUCAUGAAAUGUAUCAUUGUAGCAUUCUCUGCACACAUGUUCAGAGCAUAUGGAAAAAAGGCAUUUGCUGAGGUAACCGAUAGCCAAUUCCCCCCUACUUUGUUUGUUUUUAUAUUAAGGCAAACCCAGACUUUCUUAAGGCUGCACAGACUCAUUCUCUCAUCAUGCCUUUCACCUAAAAUGCCUGCUGCUGCACCCCUCCUGGUGACAGCCCAGUGACAGGUGGCCGUUUUGACAACAAACCUUAAAGACUGCUGAAUCACGGAAUGUUCGAUGACAGAACUUUAGCCUUGAUCUCACCGUUGUUUGAGUUCGGGUCACGAUACUGUACAAGCUCUUUCCCUUGACAGCCUUUGUCCUUUCCCUGUGUGGAUCCUAAAGGGGGAAUUAGUGAACUGGCUAGAAAACAAUAAACAGAGAAUUAUGCAUAUUUGCUGAUACACAGUG